AUGGGUGCCAUCUUAUCAACGAAUAAAGAAAGCAAAGAUUAUCACAGGAGUCUGUGUUCUAUAAUUCUAUGCCGGAAUGUCUGCUGCAAAUGUAACGUUCACUUUAAAACAAAGAUAAGUUUGGACGAACACAUGCAAGGAGUCCAUGCCGAAACAUCUUACAUGUGUCAUUAUUGCAAUUCAAUCAGCAAGACUUGGUUCACGUUUCAACAGCAUAUUUAUGCAUUUCACAAUGACAUAGUAUUUUGUUCUUAUUGUUAUAAAGCGUAUAGCAAUUAUUCGAGUUUAUUUCUGCACUGGAAAACGCAUGAACCGUUCGAGUGCGAAAUAUGUAACGAUACGUUUGUUACUCCACAGAGUUUGAGAGAACAUCGUAUUGCAUUACAUCGGAACGUACCAUUCCAACGAAUGUUUUUCCAACGUUUUAGAAAAUAA
Atta colombica is the source of this 435-nucleotide messenger RNA. RefSeq names its product PR domain zinc finger protein 5-like. Gene Ontology annotation, molecular function: RNA polymerase II transcription regulatory region sequence-specific DNA binding; DNA-binding transcription factor activity, RNA polymerase II-specific. Bases 1 to 435 code for a protein of 144 amino acids. The record is from RefSeq and is a predicted model, not a curated record. Gene Ontology annotation, cellular component: nucleus. Gene Ontology annotation, biological process: regulation of transcription by RNA polymerase II. NCBI's taxonomy places the organism in Eukaryota, Metazoa, Arthropoda, Insecta, Hymenoptera, Formicidae. The transcript is spliced from 2 exons.